Molecule: messenger RNA, 1206 nt
Organism: Spinacia oleracea (spinach)
Lineage: Eukaryota; Viridiplantae; Streptophyta; Magnoliopsida; Caryophyllales; Amaranthaceae
Product: protein ALP1-like
Exons: 2
Coding region: 1-1206 (401 amino acids)
Source: RefSeq, a predicted model, not a curated record
AUGAAUGUUGAUAUUGAAGAGCUUUUAUCAGAUUCAGAUGAAGAGGAUUUUCAACAAUUAAUUACAAUCUAUGUUAACUUACAAAAGAAUGGAUUUCUAAGAAAGAAACCUCGCUUGCAAAGGAUUUCAAAGUUAACAGGUCACCAAUAUGUUCUUGAGCUUCUUAAUGGACAUCCAAUGACAUGCUUCGAGUUGCUUCGAAUGACUCCCCAGGUCUUUAUAAGCUUGUGUGAAGAGUUAAAAAAAAGGGAUAAGUUGAAAGACUCUACGUUUAUAUCAAUUCAAGAACAAGUUGCAAUGUUUCUUCUUAUUAUUUCUCAUAAUUCGAGACAGAGAUUUGUAGCUAAUAGAUUUCAACAUUCCUUGGACUCUAUUCAUCAUCAUUUCCGGAGGGUCUUGUAUGCAAUCUGUUCUUUGUCGAAGUAUUGGAUUAUUCCUCCAUCAUUUGAAGAAACUCCUCCAGAGAUUAAAAAUAAUCCAAGAUAUUAUCCGAUAUUCAAGAAUUGCAUUGGAGCUAUUGAUGGAACUCAUGUAUCAGCACGUGUGCCACAAGAUCAACAGAUUCCAUAUCGUGGAAAAAAAUUUGAGCCUACAAUGAAUGUAAUGUGUGCUUGCUCAUUUGACAUGAAAUUCACAUUUGUGAUGGUUGGAUGGGAAGGUACGGCAAAUGAUUCAAGAAUAUUUUGGGAAACGAUUACAAACAAAGAACAGACUAAGUUUCCUCUGCCUCCUAUUAGAAAAUAUUAUCUAAUUGACUCGGGGUACACAAAUAUGCCCGGAUUUCUUUCACCGUAUCGUGGAGAACGAUAUCAUUUGCGUGAUUAUAGAGGUACAACGAGCCCACAAGGUCCGGAGGAGAUAUUUAAUUAUACACAUUCUUCAUUGCGUAAUGUUAUUGAAAGAUGUUUUGGAGUGUUGAAAGCUAGAUUCCCGAUUCUCAGAGAUAUGCCUCAGUAUGAUUUAAAAAGACAAAAGUAUAUAGUUUUAUCCUGUUGCGUUGUCCACAAUUUCAUAAAAAUGUGCAAGGAUGGAGAUCCCUUGUUCAUACAUUAUGGAGAUAAAAAUGUUGAACUUGAAGAUGAUGGAAUAUCCAAUGUAUCUGAAGAAUUAGUGACUCCUAGUGUUAGUCAAAGUGAACUUCGUAGAAUGGCGGAGUUUCGAGAUCGUUUAGCAAAACGGUUGUGGGAAAGACAAAUUUCUCAAUGA